UAAAACUUCUAGUUUGAGAGUUGAACAAAAAGUUUGUUUCGGGAUUAUACUUUAUUGGCCGAAAGUGCACAAACAAUUAAUUCAUUAUAGCUAUUGUUGUACACAUGGAGGCACACUAUAAUAUUCCGGAAUAACAACAGAGCCUACAAAGAAUAAAAGGGUGCACUUACUACUUCUCAGGUGCAAUGAGUCUACAUUUAUCAUGUUUUGUACUACUGAUGUCGACAGAAACAAUGGGGGUUAUUGUGGACAUAUCAUUGAAUGAACAAAACCAAGGCAUUGCUGAAGCAAGUCAGAUUUGUCAAGGGCUAGUAGAAAAUGAAGGAAAUCAGAAAAAUGAUAGUUUAUGUGGAAGAGUAUGGGAUACAAUAGCAUGUUGGCCUCCUACACCAUCUGGAGGCAUGGUAACAAUACCCUGUCCAAAUUACCUCAAUGGCUUUAAUACACAAAAAUUCGCUAAGAAGUACUGCACGAUGAAUGGGACCUGGUUUUUCCACCUGGGUUUGAAUGUUACGUGGACUGAUUAUAGAGAAUGUCCAUACGUGUCUACAUUAGAAGAGAUACCAGAAUUAAUAAGAAAUCACAUGCCGUACAUCCGUCUAAUGUUUAACAUUGGCUAUGGAAUUUCACUGGUGUCAUUAGUGUUAGCAACAGCAUUAAUGUUAACAUUCAGACGAUUACGAUGUCCUAGGAAUAUUAUCCAUAUACAUCUAUUUAUAUCCUUUAUACUGAGAGCAUCGAUAUCUUUCAUGAAAGAGAACUUGUUGGUAAAUGGGACUGGAUUUCCAUCAGAUAUUCGAGAAAUUAAUGGCAAUUUAGAGUUUAUUACCGAAGGGAAACAUUGGCAGUGUAAAUUAUUCUUUACAACUUUUCACUAUAUACUGGCAACAAAUUACAUGUGGAUUCUUGUAGAAGGAUUAUACUUAAACAUGUUAAUAACUGUAGCUGUGUUCUCAGAGAAAAGUGGAAUAAAAUGGUUCACCCUUUUCGGAUGGGUUUCACCAAUCUUAUUUGUUGGUCCAUGGGUAAUAGUCCGGAUACUAUAUGAAAAUACUUACUGUUGGAACACUCACACUAGACCAGGAUAUUUCUGGAUUAUGAGAGGACCAAUUGUUUUAUCUGUAGCUAUAAACUUCAUGAUCUUUUUGAAUAUAAUAAGAGUUUUAUUUACAAAAUUAACUGCAUUUAACUCUUUUGAAACGAAGAAAUUCAGGUAUAGGCGGCUGGCUAAGUCAACAAUGGUGUUGAUUCCGUUAUUUGGCGUGCAUUAUAUUGUUUUCAUCGGUCUACCUGAUAAUGUCAGCAAAGAAGCAGAACUAGUCAAGUUAUACUUUGAAAUGUUCUUGAAUUCAAUACAAGGAUUCGUUGUGACUUUAUUAUUUUGCUUUCUAAAUGGCGAGGUGCAAACUGAAAUAAUAAAAACAUGGAGAAGAUUUAGACUCACGCAUGGGCAUGCUUCACUGAAUGGACAUCGAGAUACAAUGAUGUCAUAUGUGUCACGGGGAAGAGGAUCACUUGUCUCAAAUUCAAAUUCAGAACCCGAACAGCGGGACACAAGAAAAUUAUCAGAAUAUGAGCUUAAACCAUUAACUAAUAAAAGUGUUCAUAACGAUCCGAAUGAAAAUCAUAAAACAAACGGUCACGUUAAUUGGCAAGACGAAUACCAGCCAAUGAUUGAGCAUCAUUUAAGUAAUUCAGAACAUCAUAUUAACAGACCAAACGGAUGAACUAUGUGAUUUGUGUAGUGUAUUUAUUUAUGUGUUCGGACGAGAAAAAAUCUAUGUCGCGACAAUAUGCUGCGAAUCUAGAUAUGAAAAUCACAGUUCCUUGACUGAAAGUAACAACAAAACCAGAGAAGUCUAAGCAUACUGACAGAUCGUAUAGUAAUGCAGGCUAAUGAGGAUUGUAGCAUUGUUAGCUUGUUAUAAACAAUUGAAUGAAAGUGAUCAUAGUUUAUCCCUUCAUAUGAGAGAGUCUUUAUUGUAACCAUGUCUGCCCGUUCGUCCAAAAAACAAUUUCGUGACCCCUUUUUCACGUUAUACUGAAUAAAAUGAAUUAAGUAGUAAUGUAUGAGCUUACCAAGCUACACUUGGGACUUGGAGAACAAACUGUGUGCUCAAAACAUCAGUCUAAAGUUAUUUGAUUACUAGUAGUUGAAAAACGUACUCAAUAUUUUAUGUCCUCAAUACCUGAUGGGACACAUAUCUACUUUUGUGCGUCCAUUCUUUUAAUUUGUUCAAUAUGCUGAAUGGUUUUCAUGUUUUUGUCUCUAAUUUCAAAAUAGAAUAACUUCUCUUUUUGUCUAUGAUUUGCCUGUGAUGACUUGUAAAGUGUAAGCGCUGUUGGGAUCUGGCAUUUACAAUUCCUGUUGGCGAUAUUUCAAAAACCAAGCGGGGGUAUAUUGAGCACGACAGCAGUUGCAACCUCUUCAUUUUGUUAAUUAUUUUUUUCUAAAAACACACACAAUUAAAUUCAUCUCCAGUUUUUUUUUAUAGUUUUGUUAUUCAAAAUUCUAAAUUCAUUAUUU
Molecule: messenger RNA, 2527 nt
Organism: Mytilus trossulus (common blue mussel)
Lineage: Eukaryota; Metazoa; Mollusca; Bivalvia; Mytilida; Mytilidae
Product: secretin receptor-like
Exons: 15
Coding region: 186-1727 (513 amino acids)
Biological process (GO): cell surface receptor signaling pathway; adenylate cyclase-modulating G protein-coupled receptor signaling pathway
Cellular component (GO): plasma membrane
Molecular function (GO): G protein-coupled peptide receptor activity; peptide hormone binding
Source: RefSeq, a predicted model, not a curated record